Molecule: messenger RNA, 2602 nt
Organism: Ceraceosorus guamensis
Lineage: Eukaryota; Fungi; Basidiomycota; Exobasidiomycetes; Ceraceosorales; Ceraceosoraceae
Exons: 5
Coding region: 335-2602 (755 amino acids)
Source: RefSeq, a predicted model, not a curated record
CACAUUCAAAAUCGCGAUUCACAGCCAGCACGACCCGUGUUGAUUCGUGAUUCGCUGACUGCUGAUUCAAGAUCGUGAACCUCGACUGUUCAAACGUCCAUCGCCACGGGAUCACUGAAAGCAUUACAUUUUGAAAUGUUGCCCAAUGUUUGGCGACUGUUGAUGCCGCACGAUCAUCCUCGCCACAAACUUUACGCGCAUUCGCACCAAGCUCCGACGCAUCAAGAACACGCUUUUGAAGCUCCGCUCACGCCGAGCAUCAGCGCCAGAGCUUCGGUGCGGGUGGGCGUCGAAUGGUGAAGACGACCCGCAUGUCGAGCUCCUCUACAGGUACAUGAUGACGACUGGCAGGAAGUCGAAUCGGGUUGGCCUGAGCGGGGAGCUUUGCAUGCGGACGUACAAUCCAGGGCUCCAUCUUCAGCUGGUCCCUGGCUCCAUGGUCAGCAGGGAAGUCGGGUAUCGCACCGCACAGCAUGUAUGCGGUCGCUCGUCACCCGGCUCAUCCUUUCAUGCUCCCCCUUUCUCUGCAAGCGGGCAAGACAUCCCGUGGGCUCGCGCUCGCCACCAAAUGUCGUCUCACAAGCUUCAUUCAGCAUGCGAUAUUCACAAUCAAAAUGACGCGGGCAGGACGGAAGGCAGUCCUGCGGGACGUCAAUACCCCAGCGACCACAGUCACACGGAAUGGGCGAACGAAUAUGCACGUCUAGUAUCAAGCCGGGUCACCCUGCAGUCGCUGCGUCUUUCCACUGAAACACUACCUUCGCAUUGGUAUCGUGCUGUGAGCAGAAGAGCAGCGCAAGAUCCGGCCAGUAGACAAAUCGCAUGGAUGCGUUACGAAAGCCAAGUGCGGCUCGGUCAUGAUGCUCCUCUGCAAGCGCAGGCAGCCUUGCUCACUGCUGUUGCUCUUGUCAAGGCCCUGACAAUUGCCAUCGUGACCCCGGUGGAUUGCCUGCUAUUCCUUCCGUCGGUCUCGGACUUCGAUACUUGCAGUGCGCUCCAAGUUGGACAGAUCAUGCGGCUCAUGCUGUUUGCUCGUAUCACGAUAGCAGCGGUCGCGAAGCACGGGAAGGUGCAUUUUGCACUGCAGCGCCCCUUGCCCAGCAUGGAAGCAAUCAGCAGCAUAGCGGCGCAUCGCAAUCGUCUGACGAUGCAGAUGCUGUGUCCGCCGGAAGGAUGUCCACAGAACCUCUAUGUGGACGGCACGGCAUGGUUCGUGCCAGGUGAUCCUUGGCGAAGGCGACAUGAACUGGAAGGAUAUCGACUUUCGCUGGGCAUCAUCUUCGGCAUCUGGGCCUACGAGUACAUCUUGACGUUCUGGUCAGAAGAGCUACCCCGCUGGAAGACCCUCUUCCAGGGCAAGAUUAUCCCCGUCAACAUCUUGACGCUUAUUUCUCGGUAUUCGAGCGUUGCUGGCGCCGUGUCCGUCUGCGUCUAUGCAUGGAGACCAACGGCCAACAAUUGUCAAUUCAUCCUUUCGUUCACCGUCGCCAACGUUGCCCUCAUUUGGUCCACCACCAGUGGCAUCUUCUUCCUGCGGAUAUGCGGUCUCUACCAGCUGCCCUCCGACAAGUGGAGGGUAAAAGCACCGAUGCUUGGUCUUCUCGUCGUCGUCACCGGUCUGUGGAUCGCAGCAGCAGCUGGAUACAAGACGAGGCCGAUUCCCGAAAUCAUUCAGCAGCCGUACUACAAUGGCUGCGCACCAGCUCCGAGCCCCAUGUGGCGCAUCAUGGGCUGGGGAGCAUCGAUGGUCUUCGACGCUCUAACUUUCGUCCUCUCACUGUAUGCGGCCAAGCAUCGUCUGUUCACCGGCAGCACGCCAAUCCAAGCCGGUCAAUUUGGCAUUGAAGGCAUUUCCAAGAUCCACGCUCGCAGUACUGGACUCUCUCACUUCAUUACAGUAUCGGCAUGGAUCGUCUUCAUCAUCACCAUGGUCGGAAAUGCAGCUUGUUUCUUCACUCUCAUCUUCUCUCGCAACCUUAUCCUCAGCGUGAUUCCCAUCGCACCGUUUGCAGCUCUUAGGACCAUGGUCACAUCUCGACUCGUGUACCACUCGCAUCUGUGGGCUGAGGGCAAAUCGGCGCUUCUCACCAUGCCUGCUCCCACCGUUGGUGCCGUGCGGACAACGAGCGGCUUUGGCAUAGAGCAUCGGGACGUCAUCGGUCAGCUCUGGACCGUACCACCUCCGGAGACUAAGGAAAACGCGCAAUCCGAUCCCUUACCACCAGCUGCACUCGCCAUUCCUUACACUCAACAGAUCCUGAAGAGGUCCUCCUUUGAUAGUUCCAGCUCCAGAGAUCGACAAGUCGGCUCCGAUGCUCGCCUGCACAUGCGCGACCAGUUUGCCAUGCAGCGUCAAUACCCUUCAGCGGAUCCUGCCGUCAACCAAUUCCCCAAGGUACUCGAUGCACCCUUCACGAGGAGAGGCAGCAACUUUUCCAGCGCCGAGACGCCGCCGACAAGGAAUCAGUGGGGUCGAAUGGAUGAAUCGGCCAACUUUGAGAUGCAUACAAGCACAGCCCGAUCCCCUUCCGCCCAAGAUGAUCUGGAAUCGGCAAGCUCUUCUUCUCGCGCGCUGCACGGAUGGACGAGAAGCGAAAGCUGA